This is a messenger RNA of Eremothecium cymbalariae DBVPG#7215, 2085 nucleotides long. It is a transcript of the gene BUD14, whose product is annotated as protein phosphatase regulator BUD14. The transcript has a single exon. Gene Ontology annotation, molecular function: protein binding. Gene Ontology annotation, cellular component: microtubule cytoskeleton; cell tip. The record is from RefSeq and is a predicted model, not a curated record. Gene Ontology annotation, biological process: establishment or maintenance of actin cytoskeleton polarity. NCBI's taxonomy places the organism in Eukaryota, Fungi, Ascomycota, Saccharomycetes, Saccharomycetales, Saccharomycetaceae. The coding region runs from base 1 to 2085 and encodes 694 amino acids.
AUGCCUAACUUUCUUGAUAGGGCAUACGAUCGGUAUAGUGCGAGUCAGGGAGGAAGUAAGCUUUCUUCGCAUCACAAAUCGCUGUUAUUGGAUCCAUCUUUGGUGGAAGAUUAUCAGGAUAUUAUGUUGCAGUUACCAAAUGGGGGGAAUGCAAUACGGACGGACGAUGAGCUGAGUGCCAAUGGGAGUGUUGUUGUGAUGUCUCCGCCUGAGACGCCGGAGCGGAAACGUGAGAGUGUUUUAUUGCCGGAGGGGACUCCCGAGAGCGAGGGAGGAGGGAUAGGGAAUCAGCCGGUUUUGGGUUCCCCGUUAAAGCACACCAUACUUGCCAGUGAGGUUGAUAGCGUAGAGCCUAAGGCAGCAGUGAGGGCAGCACUACGAAACUGCAAUGGGAAGAUGGGCGGGACACAGCCACGUCUUCUUGAAAGCGAUGCAGCAGGAAAACGAUUGAUGGAUGCAAGUGCCGAGGAGGCAUAUCCAGACGGACAGGGAAGUUCUGCAGUAGAGGUUAGCAGGACUGAUGACGGUAAUGAGCACGAUGAAAUAAAUAAAAGUUCGGAAUAUGAUGAUGAAGAUGAUGAGUACUGUUAUUCGGAUUCUGAUUUUGAAGAAAGUCUUGAGGGCAGGCUUAGAGAAAUGGAGUCUGUGAAACAAGAGGGGCGUGCAUUACAGGAAAAGAACAGGCCCAAUGUACUGAGCGUAGGUGGUGGUGAUUCCGCAGCUAGAGGUGUCUCUAAUUUUAGGGCGAACUCUUAUUCGGAUGCACCUAGUGAUGAAGAACUUGAUGAAAUAUCCUCGUCAGAAGAACUUUCUCUAAUUAAAGAUGAUGACGAAGAUAUAGAUGACUAUUUGCCUUUACCACCUCCACAGGAACUGGAUCCUGGGAAGUUAUAUGCACUCUAUCCGUUUCAAGGACCGGACCCCUCGCAUUGCCAAUUGGAUCAGGAUCAAGGGUGCGUCUUAUUAAAUGAUCAGGACUCUUACUGGUGGCUGGUGAGACGUUGCGUGGAUGGAAAAAUUGGGUUUGCCCCUGCAGAAAUAUUGGAGACUUUCCCAGAACGGUUAGCCAGAUUGAAUUGUUGGAAAAAUGAAAAUAUGUCUACUCAAUCACUUUUCCAGUUAAAUCAGAAAGAGGAUAGUCCCGAACACAAAAACGACGCUGAUAGUUCCCAAUUAAAAUCUUACGAAGAAGGCAAUAAAUCAGUUAGCUUCAACGACGUGGUGAGUUAUGCUGAGCGUUACUAUCAGCCUUCAAAGGCGCAAGAUCAAGUCUACGCAAAUAAACACGAAGACGAUGAACAAAACAUAAGUUUUCAUGUUGAUGAAAUUCAUCACACUAGAUUAAACGAUCACGAUAUGAUUGACGAAGACAUCAGUGAUGUUCUAAGUGAGGCCCCUGCUUCCUCUGAAGCUAUGGUACCACUUAACAUUAAGAAGGUUAGAAAUAAUAAUACGGAAAAUAAUAGCACAGAUGACGUUCCGCAGGUUGUAACCCCACCAAAUUCUGAGCCCGCAAAAAAUAAAGACGAUGAGUUAAAACAGAUAUUUAAGGCACCGAUAUUGCCAUUUUCGAAUAGUCGCGCGAUUGAAAUACCAAGCUCUAAUUCCCACAACUCCAUAUCUACCAUUGGGGAAUAUUCACCUUCCUCCUCGGAAUACACUAAUGAUUCCCCACAGUUUGACAGCAAGGGCAAGUUUAUUAAGGACAAUCAAAAUAAUGCUAUCCCUACCGCAAGAGCAAUUCAAGACAUCUCACGACUGGUAAGCACCCCAACCGAUGAGACAUUACAGAAUCCUACAGAUGAUGAACAAAUUUUAGUAUCAACACCCCAGAUCUCAUCAUCUUCGUCCGGUUCUACUACAGAAUUACGAACAAAUAUAACCAAUACUGAAUCUGAGGAAUCUUUUCUAGAUAUUCCCAGGAAUGAACACAACUCAUUAUCAUCUGUAACAAGUACUCAAUCCAUCGGAAAAUAUGGUCAUCACCCAGUUGUUCAUGAACUAUACAACCCAGUAUUUGACAAAAUUGAAGAUCUAUUGGAAAAAUUAGAAAAGUUUAAAACUUCUCCUUCAAAGUUGAGUUAA